AUGGUGCUCAGUGCUAACGCCCGCCAGAAGAUCCAGGAGCAUUUGACGCAGGCACAGUCUGGCAUGCUCGUUCAGAGCAUGCAGUCCUUGAUGCGGUUCCUGCUGUCCACAGGUUUGGCCUACAAACAACGUCUGUCCUGCGAGCAUGUGGGCACGCAUGAGUUAAACAGGGACGGACUGGGUGUGUCCGCGGGACACGUGCAAGACUUGGUGAGCAGUCUCGCUCAUCUUGGUUUCGUCGAGGACGAGUGCAAACCCGUUUGCAUAGAGGUUCCGGCCGACAGCCGGGGUGAUCAGACUCGGGCCUUCAACGUGAAGCUGAUGGCCCAGUCGGAGGGCAAGCUACCGCCCAUGGAUCCUUCGAGACUCCGCUUCGCCAGUGUCAUGGGCUCGCACACAAACAUGGUGUUCAGGUCGUUCCUCUACAAAGCUAUUCACCCAGACACGGAGCUCACGGUCAAUGGCAAGUUGAGCUUGGAAAAAUUGGAGGGCAUGGACAAGCCCUUCGCAGAGGCCAUAAGGAAUGGGGUGCACUGGACGGUCGUUGACCACGACGUGCAAGCAGAAUUCCCGGCGUUCGCCUCCCUCAUGCAAGCGUCCGGAAACGCAACAAAUCAAAUCAGCAAAAUGGAAGACGAACUGCAGAUAGCGUCCAAGAUCAUGCAGUCUGUGAAGUUGCACAUGGCGAGGAACGCCGUGUCGAGUGUGACCUUUGCUGACGUGCAGAAGGACUUUCGGACCCAUUGGCGUCUGCAGAACAUCCACGCCCCCCUCUAUAAAGCAACCUUACAUAAACCUUAUAAACCCCAAAAAACAGGUACUCUCACCUCAAUUCUAUAUAAAGCCCUCAUUCGCCCGAAGUCUUACCAUAUAAACCCUAUAUAUAUAUAUAUAUAUGAAAGAGCAGCCUUUCGGGUCUAUUUAGCUCAUUCCUUUUUUUAA
Molecule: messenger RNA, 942 nt
Organism: Symbiodinium natans
Lineage: Eukaryota; Dinophyceae; Suessiales; Symbiodiniaceae
Source: the annotation of a GenBank genome assembly